UGGCAGCAUGCAGGAAAAAUGAAAAUGAGGUUUAGUAGGGUUGGCCGCGCCCACUUCAAAUGAUCCAAUGAGCUUCCCCGGUGAAAGAUACACUUCCUGUUUACUUCCGCCUUUUGUCUGAGCCGUACGCCAGCCAUGCGUUUCCGAUUCUGUGGAGAUUUAGACUGCCCCGAUUGGGUGCUUGCCGAAAUCAGCACGCUGGCGAAGAUUUCUAGUGUCAAGAUGAAACUCCUUUGUGCUCAAGUACUAAAAGGUCUCCUCGAGGAGGGGAUUGAUUAUGACAAAAUCACAAAGCUUACAGCUGAUGCAAAGUUUGACAGUGGAGACAUAAAAGCCAGCGUGGCCGUGCUCAGCUUCAUUUUGUCCAGCGCGGCGAAGCACGAUGUCGACAGUGAGUCGUUGUCCAGUGAACUGCAGCAGCUCGGCCUGCCUAAAGAACACACAAUGGCGCUGUGCAAGUCAUACGAAGAUAAACAUUCUGCAGUGCAAGAAAAAUUGAGAGAGAGCAGCUUGCGAUUGGGCCGACUGGAGGCGGUCUCCUGGCGUGUGGACUACACUCUCAGCUCCAGCGAGAUGAAGGAGGUCAACCAAGCGGUCGUUCAGCUGAAGCUGCAGGCCCAAGGGGCCGAGUCGGGCGUCUCGGAAAGCACUCUCGUCUCGGUUUCUGCCGACAAGUUCAGAGUCUUGCUUUCAGAGCUCAAGCAAGCCCAGGCUAUGAUGAAUGCUUUACAAUGACCAAGAGAAUCAAAUCCUGCCUUCUUGACUUCAAAAUCAGACAAAUGGCAGAUUACAUUUUUUGGGGGGGGAAGAAGGGGGCAGGGGGAUUUCUAUGAUUAAAUGUUCCUUGAACUAAUAUUUAGCUGUAUUUUUUGCAUUCAUAGUAUAAUUUUAACAAA
Molecule: messenger RNA, 896 nt
Organism: Syngnathoides biaculeatus (alligator pipefish)
Lineage: Eukaryota; Metazoa; Chordata; Actinopteri; Syngnathiformes; Syngnathidae
Gene: commd4
Product: COMM domain containing 4
Exons: 8
Coding region: 136-735 (199 amino acids)
Source: RefSeq, a predicted model, not a curated record